AAAAAUGGAAAAUUUGGCAUUAUGUUAUUUUGGAAAAAUUCAAACUUUUUCACUUGAUCUAAUUUCAUUUUUAAUAAACUUCUUUAAGGGGAAUGGUCUGAUUUUACGUAAAGUGUAUGGGGUUUUUUAUUUUAUUUUGACUAUCAUUUUAUUUUUUCUAGUUGAAGAAAUGUAUAUUAUUCCUAUUCUAUCCAAAAGAUUUACAACAACAACUUCUUUAUUUAGUCAAAAAUGUAGAUCGCUAAGUUUGAGUUCUCAAUUAAAUGCCGCUUUGACCGUUCGAGACGCUUUAAAUCAAGCAAUGGAUGAAGAAUUGCAAAGAGAUGACAGAGUGUUUUUGUUAGGGGAAGAAGUUGCUGAAUAUGAUGGGGCUUACAAAGUAAGUAAAGGCCUUUGGAAAAAAUAUGGGGAUAAACGGAUUGUUGAUACUCCGAUUACUGAACAAGGAUUUGCUGGUAUAGCUGUCGGUGCUGCUUUUGCCGGUCUGAGACCAAUUUGUGAAUUUAUGACUUUUAAUUUUGCAAUGCAAGCAAUCGAUCAAUUAAUUAAUAGUGCUGGAAAAACUUUUUAUAUGUCUGCUGGACGGGUUCCCGUUCCUAUUGUCUUUCGAGGGCCAAAUGGGGCCGCUGCCGGUGUUGCUGCUCAACAUAGUCAAGACUAUGCUGCUUGGUAUGCCCACUGUCCUGGUCUCAAAGUAAUUUCGCCAUAUUCCUCUGAAGAUUAUAAGGGUUUGUUGAAGGCGGCGAUUCGAGAUGAUAAUCCUGUUAUUUUCCUGGAAAAUGAAUUACUUUAUGGAACAUCUUUCCCCGUAAAAGAUGAAGUACUUGACCCAGAUUUUGUUUUGCCAAUUGGAAAAGCUAAAAUUGAAAUUGUUGGAGAACAUUGUACUUUAGUCUCGCAUUCUAAAGGUGUUCAAAAUUGUUUGGAAGCAGCUGAGAAAUUAAAACCUUUGGGGGUUAACGUUGAGGUGAUCAAUUUGCGAACUCUCCGACCUCUUGACUUUGACACAAUUCGUGAUUCUGUUAAAAAAACAAAUCAUCUGGUAACAUUUGAGACUGGUUGGCCUUUUUGUGGUAUUGGAGCUGAAAUUUCUGCACAAAUUUCUGAAUCUGAUGCUUUUGAUUAUUUAGAUUCUCCAGUUUUGAGAGUUACAGGUGUGGAUGUUCCAAUGCCCUAUGAAGCUAAAUUAGAAGAAGCAGCACUUCCAUCGACUGAUGAUUUGGUUAGAACAGUGAAAAAGAGUUUAAAUAUAGCUUGAGAGACUUAUUUUUACACAAAAGGUUUAUAUAAUUGUUUUUUGUUUGUUAUUCUUAGAGUUCAUAAAGGAGAGAAAUAAAGGGGAAAGCAUGAGCGAUCCAAGGAUAGGAUUCUAUGAGCUAAAAUAAGGUGUUCACACACCUUGGGGGAAGGUAAGAAUUAGCAAAGCCAAAGGGACUGAAAUGAGUUUAGUUGUUUUCUCUUCCUUUUCUCUCUUUUAAUUUCAUUUUUAUGUAGUUAGAAGUUGACUGAAAAGAUGCCCGGUUAUUCAUAAAUAGAACAAAUUUUUCUAUUAUGAAAGAGGACGC
This is a messenger RNA of Meloidogyne enterolobii, 1565 nucleotides long. NCBI's taxonomy places the organism in Eukaryota, Metazoa, Nematoda, Chromadorea, Rhabditida, Meloidogynidae. The record is from the annotation of a GenBank genome assembly.